UACAGCAAUGACUGAAGCCGGAGCAGCAUCCUCACUCAGACUGAACCGGCGGACGAAGCGGUGGGACAGCAAAGUUGCAAACGGCGAGACCAGGAAUAAAGCUCUUCCCACAACUAAUAGAUGUGCCCACUUUGGAGACUUGAACCUGGGGCCCUGUGUAAGGUGGGAGUUACAUGGAUCACAGUGCUGCAGCAGCAGUGUGCAUGGAGGUGAUGGCGUGCACCUAAGGUAAGCCCUCCUUUAUCCUGUCUGAAGAUGAGCCAAGGGCCAAAUCUCGUCCUGGAGUGGCUAUCGAAGCUCCAUCUGGCCCAGUAUGUGGAGUCUUUCAUUGACAACGGGUACGAUGAUUUGGAAGUGUGUAAACAGAUCGGAGAACCAGACCUGGAUGCCAUAGGUGUUCGCAUUCAGUACCACAGACACAGGCUGAUCACAGCAGUGCAGAAUCUAAAAGAGGAGGACAAAAGAAAAGCAGCAGGCUACUAUUUCACCUUAGAGCCUCUGGAUGCUUCUACUCUCCACCACACUUCACACUCAAACAGAGAGGACGACUUCAGGACACUGAGAUCACACCCACAGACCACAGGAAUACACCAGGCCUCCUGUCCUGGAAACCAUAACCUGAGAUUCACAGAUUGCAAUGACUUUGUGACCUAUCCCAAACUGAAGCUGAAGGUACUGAUAAGGGAUAAACUUGCUAAAGAUGGGAUUAACCUGGGAGAAGCACCUUACACCCAUACGGAUGGCUCGGUGGGGAAUCUUGAUGACCUGGCUCAGGAGUACUCUCAGUAUUACGGCACCUCCCUCAGUGACGUGUGUGAAAGAAUGGAGGAGCUACGGAAACGCAAAGUAGUGCAUGAUGCAGAGAUGGGAAAGGUUGACUCAGUGGCCACAUCUGUGCAGCUCCGCUCUCAGAUCCAGGAAUCCCUUGGGCUCAGCAGUGCCACAUCCACUCCAGAGAUAGAGAGGAGGUUUCCUGUGCACAAAUCCAGCUCUGAUGAUGGAUCAUCAGGAGGCAAAUUGGAUGGGAAGAGAAAGAGCAAGUCUUUUUGGCAGAGUUUCAGAAAGUCGCAGAAAGGGGUGACGCGUCAGAUUUCAAAAGGUGAUGACGUUGGGUUUGUGGCCAGUGAAAUUACCAUGAGUGACGAAGAGCGUAUCCAGCUGAUGAUGAUGGUGAAGGAGAAUAUGAUCUCAAUAGAGGAAGCCUUGGCACGGCUGAGGGAGUUUGAGAUACAAAACAGACAGACGUGCAGGUCUGAUCCCACAGAGUGGACCGAUCCCUCCAGCCUCACCACAAAUGAGUCAUUCACCUGCAACCCCUGCGAGCUGUCAGACAAUGAACAGGAAGAAUCCGUUACAUUCAGGAGACUCCAUAAACUGGUCAACUCGACCCGGAAGGUGAAGAAGAAGCUGAUCAGAAUUGAUGAGUCCAAGAGGCCUGGAGCAGAGGAGAGCCUUAACAUGGACAGUCUUCUCUGCGGAGAUGCCAGCACCUCCCUGUACUCGGGUGUGCUGAAGAAGCCUGCAGUUUGCCCCAUGGACUCCCUGGCUUCAUCUCUGCAGGAGCAGCUCGUAUACGACAGGGACUCUGACAGCCUGACCACCUCCCCCUCCUCUAGCAGCCUGGACACCUGCAGCAGCCAGAAAAUCUUCCAGGCUUUCAGCAAGUCCAAUGAGAGCCCUGUUCAUCAGGAGGCAAAUGUAACACGGGAGGUGAGGGAGGCAGGUGAAGGCAGUGGCUCCUCUUUUUCUGAAACGGAGGGUUGCAAUGAGGAGGAGCCCAAAAUCGCUCGUUCAGUGACUGAUGGAGAGCUCCGUCACCGUGUGCUCAACCCACUCAGCCACCACGGGAGAGCUUGUAGCUUUGGAGGAUUUGACUUGACCAACCGCUCAGUGCACGCGCUCGUCUCUGACAACGAUAACACUAACAAAGAUGGAGAUGGUGGUGUGAGAGAUGCUGUUAAGUCUCCACCGACAUCACGUAUCUCUCUGGGCAAAAAAGUCAAGUCUGUGAGGGAAACGAUGAGAAAACACAUAUCCAAGAGAUACCACUGUUCUCUCUCUGAACAGUCAAGCCCAGACCGCAUGUCCAGCUGCCCUCACUCGCCUCAGAUAGACUCAGACUCUCUCGAGAAACCCAAACUGAAGCCAGGAGGGUCUGUAGAAAGCCUGAGGAGUUCCCUCAGCGGACAAAGUUCCAUGAGUGGUCAGACAGUGGGCACCACUGACUCCUCCAACAGCAACAGAGAAAGUGUGAAGUCUGAGGACGGGGAAGAGGAUGAGCUGCCUUACCGCGGCCCCUUCUGUGGACGUGCUCUAGUUCAUACUGACUUCACCCCCAGUCCCUAUGACACUGACUCGCUCAAACUGAAGAGCGGGGAUGUCAUUGACAUCAUCAGUAAGCCGCCGAUGGGUACAUGGAUGGGGAUGCUCAACGGCAAAGUCGGUACCUUCAAGUUCAUUUAUGUGGAUGUCCUGAAUGAAGAGGAGGUGAAGCCUAAAAAGACACGCAGGAGGAGGAGGGCCCGGCAACCCAAACCCACGUCUGUGGAGGAGCUGCUUGAUCGCAUCAACCUCAAAGAGCAUCUUCCCACCUUCCUUUUUAACGGCUAUGAGGAUCUGGACACAUUCAAGUUGCUAGAGGAGGAGGACCUGGAUGAGCUGAACAUUAGAGAUUCCCAGCACAGAGCUGUGCUGCUCACCGCUGUGGAGCUGCUUCAAGAGUAUGACGGAAGCAGCGACCCGGAGCGCAGCAGCCAGUCUGGAGGCUCACAGGAGAAGCUGCUCCUGGACAGGCGUGGCCUCAUGGGGGAUUCCCCACGAGACUCGGGCUGCUACGAGAGCAACGAGAACCUGGAGAACGGAAGGGACAAAAAGACUUCUUCAUCCAUGAGCAGGUCCUCCUCUGGUUUUGAGUCAAGCCACCUCUCAUCUCCAGAGCACCCUGCCCUCCCCCGGAUCCUGACCUCCACCGGCCCUCGUAAGACUUUACUUCACAGUGAACCAGGAUGCCAGCCCUGUAUCUUACCAUCAAUAAGACGCCCUAAGACCAGCUUAAGUCUACCAAGCUCAGCAAAAGGUCGUCUUCCUAGUGGAGCCAUUGCUAAGAGCCACAGCUGCAUGGAGUUAAGAAGAAACCCAGGACCGGGGCCACUGAGGCGCUGCCUCUCCCUGUCAGGCCUCCACAAAGACCAGAAGAAAAAACUCAUUGACCCUAAAGACUGGAAUCUGACCCCCAGGACCAAGACUGAGGAGAGCACAGAGCAAACAAUAAAUCCUCAAAAACAAUUUAAGGUCAUGUUUCCAUCCUCCCAAUCUUCAACCACAGCAAGCCGUGCUGUGUGUAGCACUUCGUCUGUAGGCAAAGGAAGUGUGUUUGCCCCUAAACGAGGAGAAAGAACACAGAGCACACACCUCAAGCUGCCACCCACAGUGCCAGCUGAGAGGUCCAAUCAUCCCGCAGGUACAACUUCCUUGCCAAACUCACACCGAGAGCCUUCACUAACAGAAACUGACUGCAUGCACAACUACACAAACCACAUCUCUUCAGAGGAUAAGAGGAGUUAUUCAGUUUCAGCCAAUUCUGAGGCCCGCCGGCUGAAAAUGAAAAGACAUAAGAAGACAUCUAUGAACUCAGUAAACCUGGGUUCCCUGAUGGAAGAAAGACUCCAGUCGCAGGGUACUGAUGUCAAAAUGGAGCCACUUCCUGAAAAGGUUUUGGCAUCAAAAGUAAAGUAAGGUGUACAUAUGUUACAU
Seriola dumerili (greater amberjack) is the source of this 3753-nucleotide messenger RNA. RefSeq names its product SAM and SH3 domain-containing protein 1-like (gene sash1b). The transcript is spliced from 19 exons. NCBI's taxonomy places the organism in Eukaryota, Metazoa, Chordata, Actinopteri, Carangiformes, Carangidae. The coding region runs from base 256 to 3735 and encodes 1159 amino acids. Gene Ontology annotation, molecular function: protein binding. The record is from RefSeq and is a predicted model, not a curated record.